Molecule: messenger RNA, 1661 nt
Organism: Condylostylus longicornis
Lineage: Eukaryota; Metazoa; Arthropoda; Insecta; Diptera; Dolichopodidae
Gene: Alg1
Product: chitobiosyldiphosphodolichol beta-mannosyltransferase
Exons: 4
Coding region: 155-1489 (444 amino acids)
Cellular component (GO): endoplasmic reticulum
Molecular function (GO): mannosyltransferase activity
Source: RefSeq, a predicted model, not a curated record
CGCACUCAAUUCAUAUGUAGUUGUUGUGUUUUUAUCAACAAUGUUACAGCAAGUACAAAUAAUUUGCAUUCGUUUUCAAAUUUAGAAAAACAUAAGUUGGGAUAAACAGAUUAUGUAAAAUAAUAUAGUCUUUUAGAAAUUGGAAUUGAUUAAAAUGACUAGGAAAAGGGCUUGUAUAGUUGUUUUGGGUGAUAUUGGACGCAGCCCUCGAAUGCAGUAUCACGCUCAAAGUUUACUGCAAGAAAAUUUCAAUGUAGAAAUUAUAGGAUAUUCUGAGACACAAAUCCUAGAUUGUUUAUCAUCUUCAACAAAUCAAGUUAAAAUUCAUGGACUAACACAAUUUCCAGAGAUAAAUUUACCAUCAACAUUAAAAUAUUUUUUUAAAAGUAUUUGGCAAUCCCUAAGUUUAUUAAUUGCCUUGAUCUCAAUUACCCGACCAAACUUUAUACUAGUACAAAACCCACCUGGCGUUCCAACUUUAGUAGUUGUAUGGCUAUAUUGUACUCUUACUAGAACUCAUUUUGUUAUAGAUUGGCAUAAUUACACUCAUAGCAUUUUAGCAAUAGGUGUUCCAAGCAAAAACAAUUUUACAAUUCGUUUAGCGAAAUGGAUAGAAAGGAAAUUCGGUGCAAAAUCUUCAGCAAAUUUUUGUGUAACAAAGGCUAUGAAGGAGGAUUUAAGGAAAAAUUUUGAAAUAAAUGCAACCGUAUUAUAUGAUCGAGCGCCUUUACAAUUUCAACCUAUUAGUUUGAAAGAUAAGCACAAAUUGUUUAUGAAAAUGUCGGAAAGUUACCCAGAGUUUUUAGCAAAAGAUGGACGAGAUUUUCAAGAAUACGGUGUGCUAGAGUCGACCGCAUUAACACAAAAAUUUACGGAUGGAUCGAUAACUUACAAAACAGAUAGACCAGCAAUUAUUGUGUCUAGUACAAGCUGGACUCCUGACGAAGACUUUGGAGUUUUACUUGAAGCACUCGAAGAAUAUGAAAAUUCUACAAAAUAUUCCGCUGCUUUUCCUAAAUUGCUUUGCAUAAUAACUGGCAAAGGACCACAAAAAGAUUUUUAUAUUGAAAAAAUAUCGAAAAUGUCCUUAAGUAAAAUAUCAAUUAUUACGCCUUGGCUAGAAAUGGAUGAUUACCCGAAAGUGCUCGCAUCUGCAGAUUUAGGAAUUUGUUUACACUGGAGCUCAAGUGGUUUAGAUUUACCGAUGAAAGUGGUUGACAUGUUUGGUUGCGGCUUGCCAGUUUGCGCAAUAAAUUUUAAUUGUUUGAACGAAUUAGUUGUUGACGGAGAAAACGGAUUUAUUUUUGAAAAUUCAAAAGAACUUUCCGAUCAAUUAAAGAUGUGGUUUGAAAAAUUUCCAAAUAAUUUCAGUUUGAUAAAUACAAAAGAAAUUUUUGUGAGAAACUUAAAGGAAUUUCAAUCGCUUCGUUGGAAAGAAAACUGGAAGCUUAACGCUUGGCCAGUGUUAAAUUCACUUUCUGCAGACUAGAAUAUCAAAUCUUGAUUGAGCUCUUUGUGGUUAUUUCAUGGUGAAAUAUUGAUUAGUAUAUUUAAAUAGAAUUUAAUCGUGUUUUGUGCUAUUCUUAAAUUAUGUACAUAAAUGAAAUUUCAAAUUUACCUUGUACUGGAAUGCUUUGUAAUAGAUUUGCUUCACUUUUAAA